CCAGACCCCAUGAGGUCAUGGUAAGUGACCGAGCCUCCGAAUUAAAAACCGAAAAGAAUUUUUAAGCUGAGACUGCUGUUAGAAAUCAAUUCGAGAGCAAUCUAUUGUGACUGACAAAUCGGUUUUGCAACAUGUGUAUCUUCUACCCUGUGUCUGGCAACUAUAAAGCGCUCGGUCCCCAAUAGCUUCAAACUCCUGUUCAAGUACAAUUCUCAAGUGAUUCGUUUUCUGUUAUCGCUAAAAAUGUCCUCGACAAACUUUCAGAGCUCUCUGCACAUCACCCACAUCACCACCGCUACGGCAAUCCUAGAGAUUGACGGUGUCAACCUGCUUACCGACCCUGUCUUCUCCCCAGGAGGCACGAAGUUCGAUGUCACUCAUUUACUUCCCGAGAAUGCGCCGCAAUCAUUCCUUACCCUCGAUGAUGACCCCGCCCUAAGACUGGACCAGCUUCCACCCAUCGACGGUAUCCUCCUGAGUCACGAAGACCACGACGACAAUCUCGACAUAGAAGGACGCCGUCUGCUCGAUGGUCGAUACGUGAUUACCACCAUGGAUGGUGUAAAGAAUAUAGCACCACGACCGGGUGUUGCUGGCAUCAAGCCAUGGGAAACUCAGGUAUACCACUUCCGCGGCAUCGAGUUUCAAAUAACCGGAACGCCCUGUGUGCAUAUACCGGGCGGCGAGUCGACUGGCUUCAUACUCCAUUCUCCACGUUUCGGGCAUAGCCCUGAUGGCCGACCAAAUGCCAUUUGGUUCUCCGGAGACACUAUUUAUAUCGACGAGCUUGUCAAGAUGCGCGACUCUUUCCACAUCGCUGCUGCUGUCGUGAAUCUUGGUGCGGCCCAUGUAGCUUUGCCAGGCCAGGAGCCAAUACAGAUCACCAUGGGCGGAGAAGACGCUGCAAGACUAGUGCGAGAAAUCGGGAUUGAACGUCUUGUUCCCAUGCAUUUCGAGUCCUGGCAUCAUUUCACCCAAUUCGGCAAAGAUCUCAAGCAGAUUCUUGAGAAGGAGGGGAUCAUGGAUAAAGUCUGCUGGCUGGAGCCUGGUCAGAAAAAGAAGAUCAUCUGAGCUUGUAUUGUAUUUGUAUCUAAAUAGAUCUCUUGUUAGUAAAAAUCUUGAUUCAACACGGAAUAAAUUCGUAGCGAUAGUUGGUGCUAUUGUUGCCCGAGGCUGUAGCACUAAGCCGUUUUGGUACAUGACAUCGUUAAAAUCCCC
Aspergillus glaucus CBS 516.65 is the source of this 1218-nucleotide messenger RNA. RefSeq names its product MBL fold metallo-hydrolase. The coding region runs from base 244 to 1071 and encodes 275 amino acids. Lineage: Eukaryota; Fungi; Ascomycota; Eurotiomycetes; Eurotiales; Aspergillaceae. The record is from RefSeq and is a predicted model, not a curated record. The transcript has a single exon.